AAUGAAUUAAAUAAAUAAACGAGCAAGGUGCAGUUCCGCCAGGAGCCGUGAGUGUGUGAGCGCGUGAAUGUGUGUGAGUGUGUGUGUGUGUCGUCUGUCUGAAACAUGAACCGCUCGCAUUAGACGUCAGGAGGGCGAUUUAAAACGGGGCAAAAAUCAUCAUCAGCAUCAUCAUCAUCCUUCUCUUCCACGGGAAAAACCUGCUCGCACGCGCCAGGCAGCAGGGACAUCAAAUUAGGGUGGUGAAAUUAUUUGUGCAAGCAGCCUAUGAAGGGGAGGAAGGUGUAACACAUACACUAUAAUAGAGUGUGUGUUGUUUCCAUUAGUGUUAAUGAUCUCAUUUACUACUCUUAAUUAUCAGCACUAAAAUCAUUCGAGGAAAACUGGAGCAUACAUGUCGUGAUCUGAGAAAAGCAUCGGGUUAUUCUUAUGGAUUAACAUAUGAUCUUAACUCAACCCAGGGCAAACCGCUCUUCUCUCCUCCCCUCGCCGUUUUUUCUCCUCCUCUCCCUCCCCUAUGCUCAGUUCGGUGUGUGUCUCCUCAUUCAAAGGGCGCAAGGGUGGGAACAAGUCGUCCAACAAAGCAUGUUACAGCGCCGACAUGACUUGCCCGUCGGAAAGCGAGAAAAUCGUCAUCAACUGCGGCGGCGUGAGGCACGAGACGUACCGGAGCACGCUGAAGACGCUUCCCGGGACGCGGCUGUCGUGGCUCACUGAGCCGGACGCCUUCAGCAACUUCGACUACGACGCGAAGUCAGACGAGUUCUUCUUCGACAGGCACCCGUCCGUCUUCUCGUUCAUCCUCAACUACUACCGGACGGGCAAGUUGCACUGCCCUAACGACGUGUGCGGCCCGCUGUUCGAGGAGGAGCUCGCCUUCUGGGGCAUCGACGAGACCGAUGUUGAGGCGUGUUGCUGGAUGAACUACCGGCAGCACCGGGACGCGGAGGAGGCGCUGGACAGCUUUGAGACGCCCGAGCCGGAGGUACCGGACGACGACCCUGCGCUCGCGGGGGACGGAGACCUGAAGCGGCUGUGCCUGCAGGAGGACAACAGGAAGGCGGGCUGGUGGCGCGUGUGGCGACCCCGGAUCUGGGCGCUCUUCGAGGACCCUUAUUCAUCCAAAUACGCGCGGUAUGUGGCGUUCGGAUCCCUGCUAUUCAUCCUCAUCUCCAUUUCCACCUUUUGCAUGGAGACGCACGAAGCGUUCAACACCAUCUACAACAAAACGGAGAACGUGACGGAAGGGAACGUGACGAAAGAGGAGAUCGUGUACGAGGUGGUCACGGACAGAUGGCUCACCUACGUGGAGGGGGUGUGCGUGAUCUGGUUCACCAUCGAGGUCUUCACGCGCGUCGUCUUCUGUCCCGACAAGGUGGAGUUCUUCAAGAGCGCGCUGAACAUCAUCGACUUCGUGGCCAUCUUGCCCUUCUACCUGGAGGUCGGUCUGAGCGGACUCUCCUCCAAAGCGGCGAAAGAUGUUCUGGGCUUCCUGCGCGUGGUGCGCUUCGUGCGAAUCCUGCGUAUCUUCAAGCUGACGCGUCACUUCGUGGGCUUGCGCGUCCUCGGACACACACUCCGCGCCAGCACCAAUGAGUUCCUCCUGCUCAUCAUCUUCCUCGCUCUCGGCGUUCUCAUCUUUGCCACCAUGAUCUACUACGCCGAACGGAUAGGAGCCAGUCCGGACGACCCCACGGCGAGCCUGCACACCAGCUUCAAGAACAUCCCCAUUGGUUUCUGGUGGGCCGUGGUGACCAUGACCACCUUAGGCUAUGGAGAUAUGUAUCCGGAGACGUGGUCGGGCAUGCUGGUGGGGGCGUUGUGCGCCCUCGCGGGGGUGCUGACUAUUGCCAUGCCCGUGCCCGUGAUUGUUAACAACUUCGGCAUGUAUUACUCUCUGGCCAUGGCCAAGCAGAAGCUGCCUAAAAAGAAGAACAAACACAUCCCGCGAGCCCCGCAACCCGGCUCGCCCAAUUACUGCAAGCCGGACGCCCUGGCAAUGGCGACCGCCUCGCCCCAGAGGAUCCUGGGUAACGUGCUGGGUGGCGUGCUGGGGUCGAGUGGGCUGGCGGGUGGACUGGCGGGAGGACUGGCGGGUGACUGUCCGCUAGCUCAAGAGGAGAUCAUAGAGAUCAACAGAGACUCGAAGCAGAACGGUGACGCAGCCAGUGCCGCUCUAGCGAACGAGGACUGUCCAACCAUCGAUCAGGUUCUCAGUCCGGACGAGCGCAGCCCGAUCGGCCGAACACAAGAACGCUACCAGCAGGACAGAGCCUGCUUCCUCCUCAACACGCGAGAGUUUCGACCCACUGAUGGGAACGUGCGGAAAGGUUGUGUCAUAUCCCGCGUUUGCCGUCAGUGCAGCACCAGAGUUUCUAAUGCGUGACUAUGGUAGUACAUGCUUAACUUUUACCAGCGAUUCACAGUGUUAAGUUUCUAGCAUUUGGCAAUUCUUUUAAGGAGACACAGUUAGUCGCUGAAUCCUGAAAACUUUGCAGAUGGGACCGCACCAUCCAUACGGGACGUGUGAGGAAUGUCGGAGUGGCAAGAGGGUGUGACUGGAAACAAAAAAACAACAACAAAGGAAAGUGGAAAUUUCCGAUGCCGAAUCUUCACACGGUAACCAAAGCAACCUCACCGAAAUUCCGGAUCACUCCUCUUUCUACAGACUGACUGACUUUACAGCAACAAAUCCGAACAUUGCACUGACACCUGAAAGAGAAAAAGGACUCUUGAAUGAACGAACAGAAAAAAACAUUCCAAUGUUUUAAGAUCAAAACACCAGGCGUUUUGACUGCCGCACUCACCUGGGCCCUGAGUUUCUGUAUAUUAGUCUAUAUGUAAGAAUGAAGGACCAAGUUAGAAUAAUUAUGUAGCAUUUCUGCUAAGACCCUGUAGCAUUUCUUGGCUGGGAGAACUCUCCGACAGACUUUUUACAGACUGAUAUCCAUCGACCGUUUUUGCACAGAAUGACUAAAAAUGACUUAGUCAUGCACAAUUUUUUCUUGUUUUCUUUCCCCCCACUCAGCAUAUUAGCAGCAAAGUGUGUUGUCCGUGUAUUGCCGUGUGGUAGUUCCCACUCCCCGUCCGAGAAAAGUCUGAGUCUUAGAGUAGCUCUUCUUUGUGAAUGAAUCUAGAGCGCUGCAAAAGUGAAACGCAGCACUCUGCUUUGGUAACAGAUGUACGUUGCUAUUCCCAAACAGUCUUCCAGGUUUUUUUCCCGUACGUUCGGGGGAGGCAACAUCAAAAACACAGUCCCGACAGACCAAAGCCCAACUGUGACCAAAUAAUAAUGUACGAAAGCUAAAACGGCACAAAAUGACUUUAGAUGUUCCCUGUCAGAUCUGAACUUUUCGUCCCUUUAAAUAUGAACGGAUUGGCUGUUCUGCCAGGGGUGCUGUCGCUAAUCCCCCUCAAAUUGAGGACGUUUCCCAUGGGAAUCCUCUCUGAUUAUAGAGGUUUAUUAUGUGAUUUAUUUUGUGAUUUAGUAUAGCUAAUGCUGCCAUAGAUUAUAUACAUGCACAUGUGAGUGCUUGGACCAAUAACUAGCGUUUCUUGGACCAAUAACUAGCGUUUUCAUGGAAAGAGGGUAUAAAGGUCAGGGAAAUGCAGAGACAUUCUUAAAAUCUCCCUUACUAAAAAAAAAAAAAUCGUCUAUGUACGACUUGUCUAAAACUGCCUUCAGAGUUUCCCUCCGUCUCUGUCUCGUAUUCUCUCCUUUUGGCUUGUUCCUUCUUAACUAAUCAGAGGGAGCGCAGGAGGUCACGCCAAACGAAUCAAGAAUAAAUGUACAAAAAAAUAAAAAGAACAAAUUUAUAUUUUGAUAAGUAACAUCUCCGUGGUUCACGAGGCAUGCGACGCCACCGAUGUUCGAAUGCGACUGUAAAAAUGCAAUGCCGUCCACCCUACGAACAACCGCAGCGACUUACACAAAAAAAGAAUAGAGAAAAAAAGGACGAAAGAAAAGAAUAUUAACGCGCUCUUUUGGAGGGAGAUAUGCUUCAUCAAAGAGAUUGUUUCCUCGUAGACUGAACUGUGAGAAAAUGGAUGUCAAAAUAUAUGAAAAAGAAAAACAAAUGAAAAAAAAAACUACUUGGAGAGAAAAAAAUAAUUAAAAAAAUGCAUUUUUGUAACUUUGUUUACCAGCAUGAGACUUUGCAUGACUGUAUUUUCUGCUAGCCCUUAGUUGAAGUGGGGAGGGCUAAAAAAAAAUAAUAAUUAAAAAAGAUAUUAAUAAUAAAGAUGUUAAUAAAAAUAAAAAAACAUGAUAUGCAAUGGAUAUUUAAGAAAAUAAUAUAUUUAAAAGAGCUAUAUUUUGUUUUGAAAUAGAAAGAAAAUGUGAAUAAAUUCUGACUGCGAGUUACACACUGAACUGUUUUAUUAGUUUUAGAUUUAAAAAAAUAAAAAAAUCUCAAUGCCACCAAAAUCUGUUCUGCUACAUACUGCCCCAUGUGACAUUCCCGUUCGGUUUCAUUUCUCCCAUCGAAAUGCCGCCUGGACUGUAUAUUUUGGUUGCGUAUCUUUCUUUUUGUGGGGUCGUCUAUCUAUCCAAGUGUUUGGCUGAUGUUUGUCUGCGUACAACAUUAGUUUUCUCUGUAGCCAUGAUAACAACUGUGCUAAUGCUAGAAUCCCUGCUAGCGGGAUACGGCGUCUUUUCCCACAUGUAUCGGGGCUGAUAGCGUUUCGUUCUCAGUUUGAGUUCACCUGCUCUCAUUGGCAAUAAUAUGAAUGAUAAUCUGACGGAGAUGUAGCAAAGGCAAAGUGGAGGCUCGUAUCAGUCUCGGCGUCUUCCUUACAAACGGAUGCAGUGUGGGAAACUGUGUUUUUGUAGAGGCGUUGUGUCUCUAAUCUCAGGUGAAAAACGUGAAUGCUCAGUUCCGCACCAGACCUCUGCCUGCCCGUGCAGCCAUUUUUCAUUUUCAUCUCGUCUGAUUGUUUUAAAGUUCCCGUUUUACACUCAUGUAUUUCCUGUUAAAACAGGAAGUUAGGACACAGGGCUUAUCCCUUUCCAUUUGUCUUUAGCCUUUAGCUUAGCACAGCUGACAGCUUGUACAAUGGAUCAAAAUACUUUUCAAACUAAUAAAUUCUUCAAAGAACAAUUUUAAAUAUCAUUCUGUGAUAUUGGGUAAUUUCUAAUUUGGUGUUUAGUUCAAUCUAACUUGUUUAUCAUAGAAGUUAUUUUUAGUUCAAAGGACACCAGGUUAAAGUUAAACCUUUAGCAUUUAGCUUUAGGCUAAUGCAAAACAUCACAGUUGAGUUGUAAAAAUAGGCUACAGAAUUAAAGUUGCUAACUCUAAUCACGGUAAUUUGGUGUGUUAAAAUGCUAAGUUUUACCCAAAUUGUUUAUCUAAAAGUUUUUUUAUGUCUCAGGACAUGAGGCAAAAGCUAAACCUUAAUGCUAAACCAAAACAUUUAAGUUGAGUUAAGCGUGCUUAGGCCUGUUUGUUAUUUUGUGAUAAACUCCAUUACAAAUUCUAAUCAUGCUUAAGUGGUGUCCUAAAAUGCUGUGUUACCCCAAUAUAAGUUUUUCUUUUUAUAUCUCAGGACACCAGGCUAAAGCUAAAACUUUAGCAUUUAGCUUUAGCAUAAUGCAAAAACAUCACAGUUGAGUUUUUGCUUCAGAUCUGGGCCUCAGUCAGUAGCAUCUUUAGCAUUGUAGCACUGCAGCUAAUCUGUUAGCAUUUAACACAAGGGCAUUUACAAACUUAUUAUUCAAUAAGUUAUAUGUUCAUAGGCUAUUAUUCAGAGUGUCACACUUGAGCCACAAUGAGUCGACGUUUAUAGAUUACUGACAUAUAACGAUGUGCUAAUCAAUACGCUACAUAGUUUGAGAGGGCGGAUAGAAGAUCAAAUAUGGAUGCUGGAAGCCCUUGAUGUGGCAAGUCUGUUAUUGUAGAUGAGAAGCCUCUGCUAAUUUGCAAGUCGACAGAAAUGACUGAAUGAAAUGAAUAUGAGAGACUGCGAAGGUUCGAGCAGGCAGCGGUCCGGUGUCUGGUGUGAGGGACGGUUCGUGAUAUUUUGGGUGUGUUGAUAUCAUCGGCUUCUGAUAUAUGGAAUGCAGAUGAUGGAAGUGGACAUACGACCUUCAGGAGAAAGACAAUAUGACACCGCUUAUAUUUUCGAAACUUUACCAAGCGAAAACGAGAUGUCUCCGCACUGGGUCACUGGGUCCUUUCCCAGCCCAGAAAGAAACCUUAUAGCCCAAAUAGGUCUUUGUUUUUCAAAGUUGUGCAUAUUUAUAGUUUUAUAAAUGCUUUUGUUUAUAAUUAUCAAUUUAUUGAAUAAUUUAUAUUUUAUACAGAGUUUUUGUUCGGAGUUCAUCUCUUUGUUCCAUUUCAAAGAUUGUUCAUAUUUUUCAUGACCACUUUGUUGUUCACACAUAUAUAGAUAUAUAGAUAUAUAUAAAAGAGCCUGUUUUUGGUUUUAUUUUAGAAGGCGUUUAAGACCAUUUUGGUCCAGGUGUCACAACGUAAAGCAGAAUAAAUCAUUUAAAGCAUGCUUCCAGUGAGAUAACAACGACACAUGUCCACAUCAGUUUGAUUUUGUUUUAUUCCCAAACAUGUUAGUUUUUUUCUUUCAGGACAAGUCAAGCUUGUCUCUUCGUCUUUCACACACAUUGAAGCAAACUGCCCUCUUAAAAUGAUUUGGAAUGAUAGAUCUGUCUGCAUCCAAUUCUUCUCGUACGAUUUACUGUGCCUGCUCUUGUAUCCAAUGUCAAGUUUGAUCACCUGUUUCUUGUGUAUUAAGUUUGAUUUGAUGUACUUGAAUUACAGAUAUGCAAUCACCACCUCUCUGACCACUGCCAAUCAUCCCGAUCAAUCAACAUGAUCAGUAAUCAAUAUGAUUAAAGUGAUUAACAACCUUGA
This is a messenger RNA of Pimephales promelas (fathead minnow), 6866 nucleotides long. The record is from RefSeq and is a predicted model, not a curated record. NCBI's taxonomy places the organism in Eukaryota, Metazoa, Chordata, Actinopteri, Cypriniformes, Leuciscidae.